AUGCAGAAACACGACCACGGCUUCUUGUGGAUGAGAGGCAAGGCAGGCGCCGGAAAGUCGACAAUGAUGAAAUUUAUUUACCAAAGAAUGAAAGAAAAGCAUAGAAGCCCUGAUACAAGUAUUGCCUCCUUCUUCUUCAAUGCUCGAGGCAUGGAACUGGAAAAGUCAAUUUUGGGUAUGUACCGAUCACUUCUGGUCCAGCUCCUCGAACAGGUCCCGGAUCUUCAGUCUGUCCUAGAGGACUCUGAAGUAAUCCCUGUGAACCAGCAAGACUGCCCUGGCCUCAAUGCUUUGAAGGAGCUCCUCCAGAACGCCGUUAUGGCGCUUGGCAAUCGGUCAUUCAUUUGCUUCAUCGACGCUCUUGACGAAUGCGACGAGCUCCAAGUACGAGAUAUGGUGCAAUUCUUCGAGGAACUUGCAGAGUCCACCACCGAAGAUGAUACAAAGUUCCGGAUUUGUUUCUCAAGUCGACCAUACCCUUAUAUCGAGAUUCGUCGCGGGACGAUACUUACGCUUGAGGGCGAAGCAGGACAUUCGGAGGACUUGGCAAGUUACGUCAAGUCCCGGUUAAUGGUCCCGAAUUCGCUUACCGAGGAGCUACGAUCCCAGAUUGUUGAAAAGGCUUCCGGAAUUUUCAUGUGGAUCGUCCUUGUCGUAGAGAUAUUGAACAGUGAAAGCAAUCAUGGUGCCCUCGCCCUACGGAAAAGGUUAUCAGAAAUACCCUCUGAGCUCAGCCAACUCUUCAAGCGGAUAUUGACUCGAGAUGGAAACAAACCGGAGCCACUCGAACUUGCUUUGAAGGACCCUCGCCGUCAAGAGCCACGGUCUUCGACAAUCAUGUCUACCCAAGAUCCUUCCUCGACGACAGAGGCCUCUACAAGUAUCCUCCCACGACGCGACCAAACCCCCUGCGCAGGCUGCGGCUACACCCCGCAGCGCGCCUACCAAGAUCAAACCAAGUACAGAUCCCAGCUGGCGCUCGACUUCGUCGGCCGCGACAUCGCGACCUGGACCAUCGGCGCCGACACCCUUCUCAAAGACAGCUCGGCCGCGCAGGGCAGCAACGAGGUCGACACACUCCGCUUCCUCCGCAGGAAGGUGCCCGAGCUGCCCACGCCCGAUGUCAAGGCCACGUGGGAGACGGGCGGCAGGCGGUACAUUGUCCAGGACCGUGUGCCCGGCCAGACCCUCGGCGCGGUGUGGCACGAGCUCGACCUAUCUACCAAGGUCCGGAUACUGGACCAAGUCGUUGCGGUGGUCGAGCAGUGGCGCACCUUGACGAGCGGCAAGAUGUGCAGCGUCACCGGUGGCCCAGUCGAAUCUCUCCGUUGGUGGUCGGCAGGAUUCACGCCGUGGGGCCCCUUUCGGCGCAAGCGCGAGCUGUUCGCCUACUUUGAGGAUGCGAGGGGCGGUUUUCCUGGGGCGGUCCGCGAUAUGCUGUGGCGGAAUAUGCCGGACUGUCGGCCUUGGACGUUCUCGCAUGGCGACCUUCAUGUGUACAACAUUAUGGUGGAGGAUGGGAACCUCACCGGGAUCAUCGACUUUGCGACGGCGGGGUUCUAUCCGAUGUGGUGGGAGUAUGUCCAGCUGAGGCUCGCGUGUGGAGCCAGGCCGGAUCACGAGUGGAAGCACAUGCUCCAGCUACGGAUGAAGGAUUCGUGCCAUGAGGCCGAGGCGGCCAUGACGUGGGCGAAGGCCUGCGAUGAGCUCGCUUCCCUGCCGGACAGCAUAACGAACGCCACAGUUGGUUGGCUGCGUGAGCAGUUCCCAAACGAACGUCCUCGAAUAUGCGAAGUGAUUGCAGACGCGCGUCCAGGCAACGAUCAGAACGAAGGGGGUGAGUUACAGCGAGGAGGUGGCCUAACAGCGAAGCCCGUGCCUAAGACGACUGCCACGAAGGCAUGUCUUGCGCGAUGGCGUGCGAAACUGACGACGCGGCACGGAUUCUAG
This is a messenger RNA of Verticillium nonalfalfae, 1950 nucleotides long. RefSeq lists its product as uncharacterized. The transcript has 3 exons. Lineage: Eukaryota; Fungi; Ascomycota; Sordariomycetes; Glomerellales; Plectosphaerellaceae. The record is from RefSeq and is a predicted model, not a curated record. The coding region runs from base 1 to 1950 and encodes 649 amino acids.